Xiphophorus hellerii (green swordtail) is the source of this 1133-nucleotide messenger RNA. Its product is annotated as methyltransferase-like protein 7A. The coding region runs from base 84 to 818 and encodes 244 amino acids. Gene Ontology annotation, molecular function: S-adenosylmethionine-dependent methyltransferase activity. The record is from RefSeq and is a predicted model, not a curated record. NCBI's taxonomy places the organism in Eukaryota, Metazoa, Chordata, Actinopteri, Cyprinodontiformes, Poeciliidae. The transcript is spliced from 2 exons.
AAAAAAGAUGAGUACAGUUUAAUCUUUUCAUCUGCUUUCGUCUUUUCGGCCGUUGUUGCACUUAAACCUCUUUUCAAGGGAACAUGCAGCCUUGUUUUAUGAAAUUUUGCAGACUACUUUGUUUCGCAUUUAGCACCCCUCUUUAUCUACUGCAGUUUGUUGGCCUGCGUGGUAUGUACAAACGAGUGUUCCCCUUCCUCGCCUACAACGUAACAUUUUCAUACAACGAUAAAACCCACAAGCUGAAGAGAGAACUGUUUCGGAACCUUGGAAGGUUCGCAAACGCUGACGGGACGCUUCGGUUGCUGGAAAUCGGCUGUGGCAGUGGAGCAAACUUCGGGUUUUACCCCUAUGGCUGCACGGUGAUCUGCACUGACCCCAAUCCGCACAUGGAGCCGUACCUGCGUAUAAGCAUGGAGGCAAACAAGCACCUGACAUAUGACGAGAUGUUAGUUCUCUCUGGUGAGGACAUGAGAGAAGUUGAGGACGAAUCGGUGGACGUCGUGGUCUGCACGCUGGUGCUGUGCUCUGUGAACAACGUGGAAAGGGUCCUGCAGGAGGCCCGACGCAUUCUCAGAAAUGGAGGAGCCUUGUAUUUUCUGGAGCAUGUUGUGUCUGAUCCUUCCACGUGGACAUACUUCUGUCAGUAUGUGUUUGAGCCUCUGUGGUGCCUCCUUGGAGAUGGCUGCAUGGUUACCAGAGCAACAUGGAAAGACCUGGAGGCAGCUGGCUUCGCUGAGCUUCACCUAAAACACAUCGAGGCUCCGGAGGUUUCUUUAAUGAUUAGGCCACACAUCAUGGGAUAUUCGAUUAAAUGAAAUAUGUUUUUUGUUGUUUCUAGUUAGUUUAAGACUUAUUUAUUAAUUUAUUUCUUUUCAAAUAAAUUAUCUUUUAAAUUUAGACCAAAUGCUGAAACAUUUUUUAAUCAAUAGAAGAAACACUCAUAGCAACAGAUCAAAUUUUAAGGAGCAAAAAUACCAACAUAUUCAUGCACAACAAAUGCAACAAACAGCCACACAUUAUACUGAGAGAAAAUAUAUUUAUUUACUCACCGAAUCAGCAACAUUUCAUAUACUGUUUGUUCUUUCUCACUCCUCCCAAGAUGUACAAAUAAAUAUUACCUGGACUAUGUG